Messenger RNA from Ipomoea triloba (trilobed morning glory), 1978 nucleotides. RefSeq names its product glucan endo-1,3-beta-glucosidase 6-like. Gene Ontology annotation, molecular function: hydrolase activity, hydrolyzing O-glycosyl compounds. The coding region runs from base 218 to 1693 and encodes 491 amino acids. Gene Ontology annotation, cellular component: plasma membrane. Gene Ontology annotation, biological process: carbohydrate metabolic process. The record is from RefSeq and is a predicted model, not a curated record. The transcript is spliced from 3 exons. NCBI's taxonomy places the organism in Eukaryota, Viridiplantae, Streptophyta, Magnoliopsida, Solanales, Convolvulaceae.
AGACAAAACAGAAGCAGAGAAGGAAUAGUGUCAUACCCUCGUGUAAGCAGAAGUGGACAGUUAUUAAACAAUUAAACAAUUCAGCUUCAACUUUUCAGUUUUCGUUUAUCAUUAUCUCACUCUAAAAGGGGAUUCAGUAAAAAGGCUGUCUUUAGCACUUUAGAGAUUCUUCACUGGGUUGAGUGUGAUCUACCAGUUGGAUGAUUCAAGAAUCAAAAUGGGGUUUUCUAGCAUGGUGUUAAUGCUGUUCUUAUCGGCCUCCUCGAUAAUUUAUACUGUGUGUGGGAUAGGUGCUAAUUGGGGCACACAGUCGACUCAUCGCCUACCACCCGAUAUUGUGGUGAGGUUGCUCAGGGAAAAUGGGUUCCAAAGGGUUAAGCUUUUUGAUGCAGAUUAUGACACCUUGAGAGCCCUAAGUAAUUCUGGAAUUGAGGUCAUGGUUGGAAUUCCUAAUGAUAUGCUAUUGACCAUGGCUAGCUCAAAGGCGGCUGAGAAAUGGGUUUCUGAAAACGUCACGGAUCAUAUCAAAAACCACAAUGUUAACAUCAGGUAUGUUGCGGUUGGAAAUGAACCUUUCUUGGAAACGUACAAUGGGACUUAUCUUCGAACUACUUACCCUGCUCUUCAGAGUGUUCAAUCUGCGCUUGUAAAAGCUGGGCUUGGCAAUCAAGUGAAGGUUACGGUCCCCCUGAAUGCUGAUGUCUAUGACUCGUCUAGUGGCUUACCAUCGGGUGGAGAUUUUAAAGCUGAUAUUCAUGACUUCGUGCUUCGAAUUGUCAAAUUCUUGAGUGAUAAUGGUUGCCCGUUUACAGUUAACAUCUAUCCUUUCAUAAGCCUUUACAUUGAUCCCGGGUUCCCUGUUGAUUAUGCAUUUUUUGAUGGGAAUGCAACCCCAUUGAAUGAUGGCGGCACAAUCUAUUCCAACAUGUUUGAUGCGAACCAUGAUACUCUGGUGUGGGCUUUAAGGAAGAACGGGUUUGGGAACUUGCCUAUUAUAGUUGGGGAAAUCGGUUGGCCAACUGACGGGGACAGAAAUGGCAACUUACAGUAUGCACAGAAGUUCAAUCAAGGGUUCAUGGCUCACAUAUCGGAUGGAAAAGGCACUCCGAUGAGGCCUGGGCAAAUCAACGCCUAUCUGUUUAGUUUGAUUGACGAGGACGCCAAGAGCAUUGCUCCUGGAAACUUCGAACGCCAUUGGGGGAUAUUUUACUACGACGGUCAACCCAAGUACUCUCUCAAUCUUGGCACAACGAAUUCGGGAUCUCUGGUUCCAGCAAGAGGCGUGCAGUAUCUGUUGAGGAAAUGGUGCGUGCUUGAUCCAAAUGCAAGGCUCGAUGACCCUCAGAUUGCUCCAAGUGUGAGUUUUGCAUGUUCGCUAGCUGACUGCACUAGCCUCGGGUACGGGACGUCUUGUGGGAAUUUGAACGCCCAGGGAAAUAUUUCGUAUGCAUUCAACAGCUAUUACCAAAUUAACAACCAGAACGAUCAAGCCUGCAAAUUCUCGGGCCUUGGAGCAGUAGUUAGGUCGGAUCCAUCAACUCAGAGUUGCAGGUUUGGGAUCAUGAUCCAACCGUACUACGGAAGCGCUGACCGGAUUUUAGGCCAUCCUCGGACACUGCAUUUAGUUUCAGGUUUCAUUCUCUCCCUGUGGACAAUUCUCGAGUUACAUUCACUUCCCAUGAUUAGUCUCUAGCACAGCCAUGUCUCAUCUCCCUGUUUUAAUUUAAUUUAAUUUUUUUUGCUGCGUUACUGGAAGAUGAUUGUGACAGUAGCAUUGUCUGUUUUGUGAUUGUUUGAACCGCUAAGAAGGUUGUUGUGGGGGCCGUGGGGCAAUGUAUCUCUGUCAAGUUUUAAGGUCUAUCGAGGUUUUCCAUCUUAUGGGAUUAUGCAUCCACCAAUUGUUUGUACAGAUCCUGACAGUUUAAUAACCAUUGUGAUUUUACCGCUAGUAUAGGCCUGUGGAAAAACCAUUUCCUUA